This is a messenger RNA of Adelges cooleyi (spruce gall adelgid), 8137 nucleotides long. RefSeq lists its product as uncharacterized. The record is from RefSeq and is a predicted model, not a curated record. Gene Ontology annotation, cellular component: nucleus. The transcript has 9 exons. Lineage: Eukaryota; Metazoa; Arthropoda; Insecta; Hemiptera; Adelgidae. Bases 234 to 6563 code for a protein of 2109 amino acids. Gene Ontology annotation, biological process: regulation of gene expression.
CUCUUUGCCAGUCACACAAACACACACUCUGUCGGUCGGUCAGUCGUCGCCAGUGCCGUCGCUCUGUAGUCGCGGUUCAAGAGUAAAAAAUACAAAAUCGUCUCAAAGAAAAAAAAAAUGGUAAUUUUAAUUAACUGCUGUGGGUAGUGCUCGCGGUGUUCCCGAAAAAUCGUACUUACCCGUGUGUGUGUGUGUGUGUGUGCGUUAUGCAUGUAAAGUGAUAGUUAUUAUUAAUGUUACCGGUCGGCCGUCGUUUGCGGCUACAGUACACCGCGAUGAAGGUCAUGAAAACCAACAGCAGCUGUGGCGCAAAGAAAACGCAACCGGCCAAUAAAAGAUACGCCCGCAGGGAAAUGGCCAAGGCCACGGUGAUGAGAGAACCCAGAUCGGUGGCCAGGGUGAAACCGACCCAAACGAACCGUAACCGAAUGGAGGACAGGAGAAACGGCCAGGGCGGCGGCGGCGCGUCCACGGCGUCCGCGGCGCCGUUGCCCCAGUGCAAGGUGAAGCGCAACUACGCGUGCACCAAGUGCAAUUACUACACGCAGAACCCCAGGUUCUUCCUGUUCCACCAGAAGAACGUGCACGCCGAGAAGAUCCGCGUGUACGAGUGCCAGCACUGUCUGUACGCGUCCAAGCACAGCCAGAAGCUGCAAAGGCACAUCCAGAUGGUGCACGUGGCCGGCAAAGGCAAGGGCUCGUUCAAAAUCAAACUGCAGCGGGUCGUCAAGCCCGACGCGCAGGCUUGCCAACAACAGUCGGCGGCCGGCGGCGUGCCCGAUAAUAACGGCGGCAGAAGGCGGUCGACGUCGCAAGCGGCCGCCGCCGACGAUCAGCCGGCAGCGGCCGCGGUGGCCGACGACCACCGGUCCACGUACGUGCGGUGUUCGGUGUGUCCGUUCGGCAGCCACAGCCAGAUACUGGUCAACCGGCACGAGAAGGUGGCCCAUCUCAAGAAGAAGUUCUUCCGGUGCAUGAAGUGCAAUUACGUGACGCACAUGAAGGCCCGGUACACGAAACACGUGAAAUACCACACGAUGCCCAUGAUCAAGUGCGACGACUGCGACUUCCGGACGCCGUACAAGUGGAACCUGGACCGGCACAACCGGAACCACAUGGCCAACGGCACGUACAAGUGCCAUCACUGUUCGUUCUCGGCCGACAUCAAACAGAGCCUGACCGUGCACGAGAUGAACCACCACGUCCCGCCCAUCGGCAACGUGUUCCCGGCCACCAAGCGCAGGUACCGGGUCGGAGCGUCCGAUGCCCCCGGAUCGGCAGUCGACGGAACAGAGAUCGUGACUUACGAGACGGCCAAAGACGGCGUGGUGGAGAUCAUGACGGAGACCAAGAGCACGCCCAACAGCUCGGCCAAAGCGAACCCGGUCAAGAGCAUCGUGACAAAGGCCGUCAACUCGGACGGUAACAUAUCGGUGAACCUGUUCAGUUGCAGCAGUUGCGACUUCAAGUCGGCGUUCGAGUGCGACGUGAAAACCCACAUGGACCGCAGUCACUCCGUGGCGUUGGCGGCGGCGGCUGCGGCCAAAAAGAAACAGUCACCGAGGCCGUUGCCCCGGUUGAUACCCAUCGACCAGCAACAGCAGCAGCGGUUCAAGCCGGCCGCCGCGGCGCCGCCCGUCAUCCGGAUAAUCAGCACCAAGGCCACCGUGUCCGAGGAAGACUACAACCGGCUCAAGGCGAACGCCGCGCAGAGCGCUCUCAGCGAUUUCGCUUCGCUGAUCGACGAAGACGGUUUCAAGCCGCCGACGGGCAGUGACCAACAACAACAACAACAACAACAGGCUACGUCGUCGACGUCGACCUUUGGCGGCGGCGGGGGCGGCGACAGGAGCAACAGCGGCUCGCCCAGGAGCAGCAAAGCCUCGUCGUCGGACGGCGGCAGCGGCCACUCCAAGAGGACGGGCUCUUCGUUUUUCGACAAACUCAAAGCCAAAGUGGACGAGACGUCCGACCUCAAGUGCGACGUGUGCCAGCACGAGUCCAAGUGCCUGUCCGAGUUCAUGUGCCACCAGAGGACGCACGGCGACGUCAAGCCGGAGGAGAAGAACGUGCCGCCGGUGGUGGCCACGCUGUCGUCGUCCGAGCUCAAGUCGACCAGGUGCCAACACUGUCGGAAGAGGUGCAAGACCAGCGCCGAACUCAAGGUGCAUUUGAACACGUGCGAAGCGGCGGCCGCGGCCAUGGCGACGUCCGUCAAAGUGGAGACCAACGACAACGACGGCGGCGGCGGUGGUCGGACGAUAAAGCGGGAGGAGAUGGGCGACGAAGGGACGGCGGCCGCCCAGUCGGCAGACGACGUCGACGGGGCGGCGCAUCAUCCGAUGGAAAACAAGAUUUUCGUCUGGAACACAGCGCCGGCGUGCGCUCCAGCCCAAGAAGAACUGAAACAAGAAACCAUUGUGACGCCGCCGACGACGACGACCGACGUCAAGAGCGAAGAAGACCAGCCGGACCAGUCGGAUCAGCGUGGCGAGUUCUACUCCAAUCUAGUCUUGCAACCGCAUCAACAGUUCCACCGGAAAGAAGGCAAAAUGUACAAAACCGUGUUCAAGUGCCCACACUGUACGUUCUGGGCGUCGACCGCGUCCCGUUUCCACGUGCACAUCGUCGGCCACCUGAACAAGAAACCGUUCGAGUGUUCUUUCUGCGCGUACCGGUCCAACUGGCGGUGGGACAUCACCAAGCACAUCCGGUUGAAGUCGGCCCGGGACAACUCGCAUCAGGGCGCCAAAGUGCUGAUGACGGACGAGACUGGCCGCCGGAACUACACCAAGUACAACAGGUACCUGACCGUGAUGGAAGUGGACGACAAGGUGGACUGCGACGGCGGCGCUAGGGGCGUGGGCGGCGGCACAAGGAUGCAGCAGGUAGGCGGACGCAGGAGAACGCAGAAAGCUCAGGCGUACGGACAGCCGGCUGUGGCCGUCAAACCAGUCAGCGGCGGCGGCGGCAAACAGGCCAGCAGCGGCGGUGGCAAACAGGCCAGCAGCGGUGGCGGUGGCAGACAGUCCAACAGCGGCAAACAGGCGACCAGCGGCAAAGCGGUCGUCGUGCCGUCGAUUCCGUGCUCAAAGUUGGUGGACGUGACUACCGUGUCUGCCGCCAAGACUAUUGCCGUGCUCAAGACCGAAGACGGCCACGGCCAUCAGCUGUUGGUGGACGGCCAAGACGGACAGGUUAAGAAAUUCAAAAUCAGCCGCGUGUCCGCCACGAACAAAGUAACGCCCGUCGUGCCCUCGGCCGACAACCGGAAGACCGUGUGGAAAUGCAAGAAGUGCUUCUUCAGGGACUGCGACCGUCUUACCGUUUUGAACCACGUGAAGGCGCAUUACAGACGAGGCGAGUUCUCCGGCCCGUCCCCCCAGCAGAGCAUAUCCACGGAAGCCAAAAGCAGCUCGUCUUCUGCGUCGGAUUCGACGAAAAAAGAAAAGGUGGUGCCGCCGCCGCCGCCGCCGACCAACAACGCUAAACCGUUGUCGGCCAAGACGUUUAUCCUAUACGGCGACGACAAAACCACACUGUCUUGUUCGCUGUGCGACGUGAAGUCCAGGACCCAGGCGGAGCUCAAGGAACACAUGCAAAAGCACAUUCCCCAAGAGACCAAAUACCGGUGCGAGUACUGUCCGUUCUGGUCCGAAGAGAAAAAAGCCAUGUUGGACCACAUGAAGUACGCGCACGAAAUGGAAGACGGCGGCGGCGGCGAACAGAGUCACCACCCGGACGAUUCCCGUGUUAAAAACGCCAAACGAAACGGCGAAUCAGAUGCAAAGGACGAACAAGACGAGGCGAUGGAAGUCGGCGAACCGACCAAGUACGAGGCCGACGACCGCCCGUCGAUGGAUAUGUCAUCCGAACCGAUAGAACAUGGUAAUAAGUCUACGGUGGUGGUGAACGGCGUGCAGCCCAAGGAGGAGAAGGAGCUUGGGCUGGAAGCGAAGACGGAUGCGCGUCUGCCGGCUGAGAAGAGGGCUUUCGAGGACGACUGCCAGUACGACGACGACGCCGAAUUCCCUAGGGAUCUCGAACUCAAGUCAUCCGAAUGCAUACCGUGCAAUGUGUGUUGGUACUAUUCCACGACCAAAGCGGACAUGGCGGCCCACAAACAGCUGCACGUCCGUCGCGGCGCUCUGUACAACUGUGACCGGUGCGUGUACAACGUGACCAAGCUGAGCCUGCUGUACGACCACUACAGAUGCGCGCACAUGGUGGACGAACCGGAACGCGCGUACCCAGAGGACGCGAUCAUCCGGGCCGGUUACCGGGAGAUGCUGGCCAAAAACCACGUGGACGACGGUGACCGGGCCAACGAGACGCCCAUGCUGUGGUCGUACAAGGACGGCACGUUCGCCAAGGUGUACAAGUGCCGGCACUGUCCGCACACCAACGGCCGGCGGCACAACACGCUCGAGCACGAGAAGAUGCACUCGGACCACUCGGACCAGCCGGGCACCGGCUCGGACGCCAUGCACCCGUGCAAGCUGUGCACGUACGUGUGCAACAACGCGGGCGUGCUGUCGUCGCAUCUCAAGGUUCACGCCGACGACUACAACUCGGUGAUCGCGUUCUGGGACUCGGCCAUCGGCGACCAAGCGCAAAUCAAGGCGCUCGAGCACGUCGUUCGACUGGAGUCCGAUCUGGACCCGACGCUCGUGGACCGCGGCGUCGACGAUGGCGGAUUGAAGUUCUGCAAGUGGUGUCCGGCCCGCUACUUGUCGGUCGCCGACCUGAGGUGUCACGACCGCGGCCACCGGUUCAGUUGGUCGUACGCCUGUCAACACUGCACGUACUCGGCCCGCACCGAGGAGUUCAUCGCACUACACCGACCUUUGCACGAAGACGAGUACAAAACGCGCACCGACCAGUUGGUGGCCGAACACGGCGUCAGCCGCCGGUACCCGCGACCCGGCCGGUCCGACAAGGCCAAGUCGCCUCCGCCGUCGACGGUGGCCGGUGGUUCCACCAAGCCGCUGGCCAAAGGAUACGUUAGGCAGUUCACGUGCACAAAGUGUCCCGGUCGGUUUUUCAAGAUCGCCGCCCUCCAGUACCACCUGACGCUGCACGGCGGCCCUGGCCAACAUAAGUGCCGGCGGUGCGACUACGCUGUGAGCACGUACGGCAACCUGAUCAGACACGAGACCGUGCACGAAGACCUGCCGCCCAGGGAGAGGCGUUCCCGCGGCGCGAACAAAGCGUUGGCCGCCGCACAGCCGCCGCCAUCGCCCACGUCCAUCGCGGACGCCCUCAAGGAGUCUUCGUCGUCGCUGAAGGCCAUUGCCGCGCGGGCCGCCAUCGCCGCGCAGGCCGCGGCCGUCGCUCAAGCGGCCGCCGACGACGGCAACACCGAGUCGACCGCCGACCCCGAGUUUGGCACGCAAAUCCACGGCAACCCGAUCUUCUACUAUCCGACCACGGUCAAGAACGGUGUGGCCAAACAGAAACGGUACAAGUGCCCGAAGUGUCCGUCGGCGUUCGACAAGCGCGAACAGUACAAGGUGCACCUGACGCUGCACGGCGCCGACGACAAGUACAAAUGCGACAAGUGUGACUAUUCGGUCAAGUACACGGCCAACUACGUGCAGCACCAGCGCAAGCACGCUCUUCACGCGGAGCUCCGGAACGUGGCCGCGGCCGGCAUCGUAGUAUUUGACAACGAAAUCGAAGAAGAGAGAACGCACGACGGACGACGUGGAAAUGGAAAUCGAAGCGCCGGAAGAGCCGUGGAACAACCGGCGGCGGUGGAACAAACGGCGGCGGCGGCGGAACAAACGGCGGCGGCGGCGGCGGAGGAGGAACAGGUGCAACCGGAACCAGAAACAGAACCGCCGGUACCGGCGGCGGAACCGGUCCAAGACAAGCAAGAGCCGCCGCAGCAGGAACAGCGUAGUAGCCGCCGGAGCGUGAACUUCCGCCAUCAUCACCGUCGGGGCGGCUGUGCCGCCGGCGGCGAAGACCGGCCGACGCCGACGGCGAACAACACUACCCGGACGAAGAAAUUCCGGGACGAGAUAAGCGACGCGCAGACGGCGUUCGAACUGGAAUCGGCGUACGCCGAGGUGUUCAAGUGCGUCGAGUGUCCGUUCGUGUGCGGCUCCCGGGCCGAGCUGGACAAGCACGUGGUGCACCAUUCGUCCAAGCGGUGGAAGCGGGUGUGCACGUUCUGCACGUACGUCACGCAGACCGAGAGCGACCUGUCGGACCACAUGCGCGUGCACUUCGGCCGACCGCCGGUGGCCAGGGACAUGCCGCCGGCGGACGGCCUACAACCGCUGAACGCCGCCAACGACGACGACGACGACCGGCAGCUCGAGUACUACGGCAAGCGGGUGUUCGAGCGGGACGAGCCGCACGACGUUCGGGACGAGGAGUCGUUCUUCGUGUUCCGCGACAUGGGCGACCGGUUCGACGGCAGCAUCCGGUUCACGCCCAAGGGCUGCGAGCCCUUGAUCGACUUCAACGAGAACAGCACCGUCAAACCGACGUUCGUCCGGUUGCUCAAGGGCGGCAAGGUCGAGUUGCCCGACAAGAAGAAGAAAAAGAAGUAACCCCCCUUGCUCCCCCCCCACAUAGUAGUAUAUUAUUCUGUUAUCAUUCCCAACCCCUACAACCUCCCUGGAAUCCCCCUGAUAAGAAUCCCACCAGAUAAGAAAUCCCCCCCCCCCGACGCCGCCCCUUUAGCGACCGUACACUAUUGCCAUAUAGAGAAGGUAAUAGGUUGAUGACCGUAAGACACUUGUCUUUGUCUUUUUGUUUUCUUUUGAUUAUUGUUUAUGUUUACAACAAUGACACCCCACCAAUUUUUAUAUGACUACUAUACUUAUAGCAAGUUACGACCGACCGUUAAAAAUUAAUACACCGUUUUAAGAAGUUUUUGUUUAUUUUUAAUUAUUUUUUUGUUUUGUUUUGUUUUGUUUCCUUUUUUUUUUUUUGUAUAUAUUAUUUUAUUUGACGACCUCGACCUUAAUUUUUAAUCAUAUUUUACGUUUGUAUAUAUACUUCCAACACAUAUAUAUUACUUACAAUAAUUAUUAUUAUAUUAUACUCUUACGUUAUUAUUUAUUUUGACCGGUUAUAGGUAACCGUUUAAUAAUCAAACGACGUCCGGACGGGCCGAAAACAAACUAACGAUAUUACUAUUAUUAACGUGUGCCAUGGUCUUUUCUAGGUUGGGGUACUUAAAUAUAAAACAAAUUAUCGUAGUACGUACCACUAAUUUAGAAUUAUUAUUAUUAUAUAUAUAUACAGUACCUAGCUGCCGUAAUGAUUUACCUCGGUGUUUAAACAAACAUAUUAUUUUAUUAUAUACAUUUGUCGUAGUUAUCAUUAUUAAAAUAAUAUCGUAUACUUAAGUAGACUGUUUUAUUUUAUUUUAUUUGUUUUUUUUCUUUUUUGUUAAUUAGUUUAGACCGCGAAACAUUAUAUUAUAUUAUUUUAUUAGAUUCCAGGAGACUGUGAAAAUGUGUGUUUGUUAUCGAUAAAAUAUUAUAAUCGAAGUAAUAAUUAUUGUCUUUUGCGCCAACGGGGAUAUAUAUAUUAUAUGUAUAACAUUUUAUUAUUAUUAUUAUACCUGUUAUCAUUUAUAAAAUUUCAAAUAACAAACUUAUGUAUAUUAUAUCAAUAUUAUAUAAUUUAUUAUUGUACUCUUUGUAAUUGGUUUCAUUUUUUUUUCUUUUCAAAAUUACUCGGUAUUAAUAUAUAUAUUACAUACAACCAUAAAAUGUAUACAACAUUAAACAUUAAUGUUUUUUUUUUUUAAUCGCCAUGAUUGGAUAUUCUUUUUAACGUAAAUUGUAUUAAUAUAAAAGUACACGUUGUUUACAAAGUCGUAUUCUUUAAAUGCGUUCUGGUCCUAUAUAGUUCAAUCACACCGUUUAUUAGUUGUAUUAAAAUCAAAUAUUAUUUGUACACACAAAAUACUUCACAGAAGUAGUAUCGUGCUGUGGUCCAAUCUUAGGAUAGGAAAGACGUGUGCGAGUAUAUGUGGACUUGUAAUCUUUGUAAGACGAUCGUGCAAAUAAAAAUAAUGUAUAUUGUUGUUGUUCUUAUUUUUACAAAACGGAUACAAUAUAUGGUAAUUUUUAUUUUUCUAACACUAAAGAAAACACGUGUAGAUAAAAAA